Molecule: messenger RNA, 1041 nt
Organism: Cercocebus atys (sooty mangabey)
Lineage: Eukaryota; Metazoa; Chordata; Mammalia; Primates; Cercopithecidae
Gene: MOS
Product: v-mos Moloney murine sarcoma viral oncogene homolog
Exons: 1
Coding region: 1-1041 (346 amino acids)
Biological process (GO): protein phosphorylation
Molecular function (GO): ATP binding; protein kinase activity
Source: RefSeq, a predicted model, not a curated record
AUGCCCUCGCCCCUGGCCCUACGCCCCUACCUCCCCAGCGAGUUUUCCCCGUCGGUGGACGCCCGGCCCUGCAGCAGUCCCUCAGAGCUCCCUGCGAAGCUGCUUCUGGGGGCCACUCCUCCUCGGGCCCCGCGGCUGCCGCGCCGGCUGGCUUGGUGCUCCAUUGACUGGGAGCAGGUGUGCUUGCUGCAGAGGCUGGGAGCCGGAGGGUUUGGCUCGGUGUACAAGGCGACUUACCACGGUGUUCCUGUGGCCAUAAAGCAAGUGAACAAGUGCACUAAGAACCGACUAGCAUCUCGGCGGAGUUUCUGGGCUGAGCUCAACGUAGCAAGGCUGCGCCACGAUAACAUCGUGCGCGUGGUGGCUGCCAGCACGCGCACGCCCGCGGGGUCCAACAGCCUAGGGACCAUCAUCAUGGAGUUCGGUGGCAACGUCACUUUACACCAAGUCAUCUACGGCGCCGCCGGCCACCCUGAGGGGGACGCGGGGGAGCCUCACUGCAGCACUGGAGGACCGUUAACUUUGGGAAAGUGUCUCAAGUACUCCCUAGAUGUUGUGAACGGCCUGCUCUUCCUCCAUUCGCAAAGCAUUGUGCACUUGGACCUGAAGCCCGCGAACAUCUUGAUCAGUGAGCAGGACGUCUGUAAAAUUAGUGACUUCGGUUGCUCUGAGAAGUUGGAAGAUCUGCUGUGCUUCCAGACACCCCUUUACCCCCUAGGAGGCACAUACACCCACCGCGCCCCGGAACUCCUGAAAGGAGAGGGAGUGACGCCCAAAGCCGACAUUUAUUCCUUUGCCAUCACUCUCUGGCAAAUGACUACCAAGCAGGCGCCCUAUUCGGGGGAGCGGCAGCACAUACUGUACGCAGUGGUGGCCUACGACCUGCGCCCGUCCCUCUCCGCUGCCUUCUUCCAGGACUCGCUCCCCGGGCAGCGCCUUGGGGACCUCAUCCGGCGCUGCUGGAGACCCAGCGCGGCGCAGAGGCCGAGCGCGCGGCUGCUUUUGGUGGAUCUCACCUCUUUGAAAGCUGAAUUCGGCUGA